Molecule: messenger RNA, 7288 nt
Organism: Labrus mixtus (cuckoo wrasse)
Lineage: Eukaryota; Metazoa; Chordata; Actinopteri; Labriformes; Labridae
Gene: akt3b
Product: v-akt murine thymoma viral oncogene homolog 3b
Exons: 14
Coding region: 590-2029 (479 amino acids)
Biological process (GO): protein phosphorylation
Molecular function (GO): ATP binding; protein serine/threonine kinase activity
Source: RefSeq, a predicted model, not a curated record
CCGCGGCUAUGGAUCCAUCGCUGUCCUCCUCCUGCUUUCGCCGCUGAGGGACGUUCCUCCGUCGGAUGCUCCAGUGGCCAUAGAGGAGGGAAGGAGGAGGAGGAGGGGGCAUCCCUAUCAUUCUUCGACUACCAGGCUGACUCACCGCUGGAGCGCCUGAACACAGUAGAAGAAGAAGAGGAAGAAGAAGAUAGAGUUCCAGAACAGGAUUGAAGGAAAACUAAAACAAGAAGAGAGCAAGAAGGAAAAGGGAGUGAGAGAAGGAGGGGAGCAGAAACCAACCAAAAGAGGUGAAGAAGACAAGGAAGGGUGAGGACGGGGAAAGUGAGGUCAGGUCGGCGGGCGAGAGGAGGAAAGAGAAAGUGAUUGUGAGAAAGAGAGAGAAUACAGGAACAAGUUCCGAGGUUAGGUGAGACUGGGUGCAGGUAGGACGGAGGUCAAGUGGUCAGACAGAAGGCUGGCUGAUUGAGCUUCAGCUGAACAAGCUGUCCCACUAGCACCACCAACCCCCCCCCCCCCUCCGACAGCUGUCCCUUCACCGUCAGCACACUGGGAGAACUGGGAGGACUGGUGACGAGGAGAAGCCACCAUGAGCGACCAGAACGUCGUCAAGGAAGGCUGGGUGCAGAAAAGAGGUGAGUACAUCAAGAACUGGCGACCACGCUACUUUCUGCUGAAGUCAGACGGCUCUUUCAUUGGCUACAAGGACAAACCACAGGACUCUGACCUGGCCUACCCACUCAAUAACUUCUCUGUAGCAAAAUGCCAGCUGAUGAAGACAGAGCGACCAAAACCAAACACCUUCAUCAUCCGCUGUCUGCAGUGGACCACUGUCAUCGAGAGGACGUUCCAUGUCGACACUCCUGAUGAGAGGGACGAGUGGGCUGAGGCCAUCCAGAUGGUGGCUGAGUCUCUGGCCAAGCAGGAGGAGGAGGGCAUCCUGUGCAGCCCCACCUCUCAGAUCGAGAACGUCAACGAGGAGGAGAUGGACACCUCCAUCGGCCACUACAAACGGAAGACAAUGAAUGACUUUGACUAUCUGAAGCUUCUGGGCAAAGGCACGUUUGGGAAAGUAAUUCUGGUCAGGGAGAAGGCGAGUGGCACGUACUACGCCAUGAAGAUCCUGAAGAAGGAAGUCAUCAUAGCCAAGGAUGAAGUUGCUCACACGCUCACAGAAAGUAGGGUAUUAAAAAACACUCGGCAUCCAUUCCUAACUUCUCUGAAGUACUCGUUCCAGACGAAGGACCGGCUGUGCUUUGUAAUGGAGUACGUUAACGGAGGAGAGCUGUUUUUCCAUUUGUCAAGAGAAAGAGUUUUUUCAGAGGACCGGACUCGCUUCUACGGCGCUGAGAUUGUCUCGGCUCUAGACUACCUACAUUCUGCAAAGAUCGUCUACCGAGAUCUGAAGCUGGAGAACCUCAUGUUGGAUAAAGACGGACACAUUAAGAUCACAGACUUUGGCCUCUGCAAAGAAGGGAUCACUGACACUGCCACCAUGAAAACCUUCUGUGGAACACCUGAGUACCUGGCUCCUGAGGUGCUGGAGGACAAUGACUACGGACGGGCGGUGGACUGGUGGGGUUUGGGUGUGGUGACGUACGAGAUGAUGUGCGGCCGCUUGCCGUUCUACAACCAGGAUCACGAGAAGUUGUUUGAGCUCAUCCUCAUGGAGGAGAUCAAGUUCCCACGAACCCUGUCAGCCGACGCCAAGUCGCUGCUAUCAGGACUGCUCAUCAAAGACCCCAACAAACGGCUUGGCGGCGGACCGGAUGAUGCUAAGGAGAUCAUGCGACACAGUUUCUUUGGCACAGUCGACUGGCAGGAUGUCUACGACAAGAAGCUGGUUCCACCUUUCCAGCCGCAGGUCAGCUCAGAGACAGACACACGCUACUUCGACGAGGAGUUCACAGCACAGACCAUCACCAUCACUCCGCCAGAAAAAUAUGACGAGGACGGGAUGGACGCGGCGGACAACGAGCGAAGGCCUCAUUUCCCACAGUUCUCCUAUUCAGCCAGCGGACGGGAGUGAGCGCUCCGGCCCAGCAAGCCAGUAUUGUCCCCAUCCGUGGCCAUUUUGAGGAAAACACGUAGCCAUUUUAGGAAAAAAAAAGUACCAGUCUCCCCUCUUUUUCUCCUUCUCUGCCUCCUCACAGACGGGGAGAAGUCUUUUUAGGGACUUUAAAAGAGGUUUUUGCACAGUGGGAUAGACACCUGCCGGUCUCCCCACACUAAAAAAAAUAAGUCUCCUACAUUUUCAGCGCUAUUUACUGCAGAAGGCAAUGUUUUUGUUAUUUAUUUUUUUUCUCUCCGUCAGUAUUAAGUCGUCAACCCGGGUUACAUCUUUUUUUUUUGUUUGUCUGUUUGUUGUGUCUUCCCUUUUUCUUCUUCUUUUGACUUUUUUGCACUUGGUUUGGAAGAGCCGUUUUAGGGAACAAAAAACCAAAAAUGUUGCCUUACAUGUGCAGAUGUUUCGUAUCAUACUGACAGGGUGUUUUUGUUUGGGAGAGGGCGGGCGGGUUUUCGGGGAUGAUCCUUAGUCGAGGAUAAGUGCAUGGCUCGUGGUUCACUCAAAAAAAGUACAAAAAGAAACACAUUUCUUUCUCAUCCAUAUGCCAUGGCAUCGCACAUUCCCCAUUCCCAUGGCGAUGAAAAUCACUGUCUACAGAUAACAACAAAAAGAAAAACAAAAAAACAAAAGAAAGACAUAAAAUGAGGAUUGAGGGGUCUGUAUCAUUCCAGUCAUCAUUGCAAUGUUACUACUCUUUUUUUUUCAACCCCAAGUUUUUUCUCUCACGCGCUUUACUCCUUUUAGUUUGUCUUUUAUUGAAACAGGAAACACAAAACUGCCAGAAACUGCACAGUUCACUCAGGCGCCACAGAGCACAACCGCGUUCAAACUCAGCCUACCGCUCCAGCUUUCCACAGCCGGCAGGGAACGAGGCCUUUCUCUGCUCUCUCACCGUUUGUACUCCUCCUCUUCCUUCUCCUCCUCUUCUUCACUUCCUCCUCUUCUUCACCUCUGCUCUUCUGUUUCUUCAUUGUAGCUGUAGGACUAGUGGAAUGGGUGUUUACACAGGGACAUGUGGCUUAAUGUAUGUAUGUAAUGUAUGUAUGUACUGUAUGUAUGUGGGACAUGGGGGUCAAAUGUAUGCUGUCAUAGCACACACACACACAUCUACACACAAACAUAUACUCACAUCGUCGUGCACACAGAUCAGACUCAAGUCUGCACUUUGCUCCAAACUAAACAAGUUUGUCAUUUUCCAAAAUGAACAGAACGCCUGAUGUGUAUACCACAAAGCAGAUUCAACAUACCCAAGCUCUUUGACUUAGCUGGCUGGAUAAAGCCUGAAGUUGCAGAUCAAGAUUUUGGGUAUCACAAAGGUGGUUAUGAUCUUUCUCUGUUAACUCAGACUGCUGCAGGCUGUGUGCGGGCUCACCUGAAAGGAGACAUUUAGCUCGUCAUUUGACGCUUCUUCUGCACAAAGAAAAAAGUUUACUGCCUCUCUGCUUCUGUCAGACUAAAAUCAUGAGAUGAAAUAAUGAAUAGUUUGUGGUAAUAAACUUCACUGCUGCUUCACGGAAGGAGAGGGACGCUUCAGUAAAAUAUUGUGUUAAUCUUUUGAAUUGAUUUUGCCAUCAGACAAACUGUCGGUGCUUUUUGUUUAUUUCUAAUUUGACAGCUAAACAAAGUAAACUUUUAACUUUGACAAUAAUACACAUCAUUUCAGCACUAUAAGAAGCAACUGUUAUGGUCAGAUAGCCUUUUACUUCAUGAAAAUAUGUUUAAAUAACAUUUCAUAUCUUUCAUUGAUGAAGACUAAUCAGUAUUAUUAUCUGUGAUUUCAGUGUAAAACCUGCUGCGUUAAACACUUCAGGAUAUUAGGAGCAAACAUAAAAACACAACGCUUCUUAAUUCAAAGUGGUGCAACGGAUGACAAAUCAUUUUGUCUCGGAUCAAUCAAAGAAAAAAAAAAAUAUAUAUAUAACUUUUCUCCUCUUCAGCUAGCCAUGACUCAAACUGUGCUUUUCACCAGCGCUACAAAUCAAAAUGUAUCCCCAUGAAUCUUAUUGAUGUAUCACAUCCUUUGUUUUCUUUACCAUAUACACAAAGCUACAAUUCCAAUAAUAAUAAUAAUAAUAGAAGCAGUUAGAUAAACCUGAACUCCUUUUAUUUAGAAAGUGCUUUUUAAAUUCUGAGUAGUAGUCUUCAAUAUGAAAAGCUGCAUCAUUUCAAUAACAGUGUUUGUAACCACCAUCAGAUACCACAACUAACCAAACAGAAAACAGAUCUUUCUGUGAAUAAUACAUUUUCUCUAAUCUUCAAAAACAGCUUAAACAAUGUUGAACACACACACACUGUUCAUUCAGUUGAUGUGUGUGUAUCUGUGCACAGGCUGCACCUGCAUCGUGUGUCGUGACAGACAGAACAGGGAGCGUGCGUUUAAGGCUAUAUCUUCUUUUUUUGGACCAGUACAACCGGCUUUAACGUUACUAACCAUACGUUUCUGAUUGAUGUUAUAAGCAGCCAGCAGCUUACACCUGCAUGAUAAAUGCAGACAUGGUGGAAUGAAGAAAAGUAGAAGCAGCAUUAAACACAAAGUAAGCAUACUAAAGGUUAUAUCAACUCUUUACAAGCUGUGUCCAUGUGAAAUUUCAUGAAAACGUUUUGGACAAAUCUGAUCAACUGUGAUCCGUUGCACAACUACUAAGAGUGUGUAGCCUCUGUGAUGUGAUACAUACCUAGUACUGACCAGGUUAUGAGUUAAGAGUAGGUUACCAUGGUGAUCUAGCCAUGUCAAAAGACAGCCAGCUUUGUGACAUGGAAAUCUCUGACUUAAGGCUCAACAGAGCUGGCUUUCCCUCUAAUCUCGCUUUGUGGUUUUGUGGUGUAUCCCCCUGGUUUGUUUGUUUCUUUGAACCUGUAAGUCUAAACUGAGGGAAUAUAAGAGUUGCCGUGCACAUAGGAAAUGUUUUUACUUAACACAGAGGCUGUUGAAGUUUUGGUGUACAGUAUAGAGAAGAGAAGCUUACAUACUUGAGUCAUCCUCAUUUUUUUUCCUAGCUUUUGUCAAGAUUGGAAUGACAACCUCUGUGCCACACACACGUCUGUGUUUGUACAAGCCUGGAGGUUAUUAGCCCAGCAGAAAGACUGAAAGACACCGGACACAGCUGGACUUGCAUUGCCUGAAGUCCUACAGACUUCUUUAAAAGCUGAUGAAUUCAAAUCUAUCCUAACUCACAAACUUACAACCUUGUUGUUUCAGUUAAGUUGUAGCGGCAAAAAGAUGCUGGUCUCUUGUCAGUUUUUGUAUUUAUAACUGUAUGAGAGAAGGUGUGAGUCCGCCUGAUGGUUGUGUAUGUGCAAUAAGGUUGGAGCUGUUCUUAUGUUUUAUACUUGAUGAGAUAAGUGAACAAAUGUCUUGAAACUGGAAGUAAACACUAAAUAUGACUGAAUUUGGCAAGAAACAGAAUUGAGUUCUCCAUUGGUCCACUUGGUUCCCCGUAUUCUGAAACCAACUUUUAAGUCUGAACCGGUCUGUCAGGGUUCCUUUGCACAGUAUUGCAGCAUUGUUGAUGAAAGUAUGUUUCCCACAGGUCUUACAGGACGAUACAUCCUGGAAGUGGUAUGAUUAGUUUGUAUGUACAACAUAAAACAUGCUAUAUGCCUAUAGCUGCAUACAAGUGCUUUUAUUUAUUUAAAUCAAACGUCAUGAGUGCUGCCCUCUGGUGGUGCGUGUGACAAACAACAUGACUCAAUAAUGUGAACUAAUUUUUUCCUUUCGGCUGUGAUCUAUCUGUUUCACUUAUGAACAAAAUUAUGAAUUUAAUUAGUUUCCGGAGCAAAUUGCUGACUUUUUCUGCUCUGCAUAAUUCAGUGGUUCCUGCACUCAUUUGGAAAGGUUCAGUGUUGAUUUCUGAUUGUCAGGUCUGAAAAACUGAUUACGUUGGUGAAAGAUUUUUUUGGAAAUUGUUGUCUGAUGCUUGUGUCAUCUCAUACUCUGAGGUUCAUGUGUAAAAGUGAUAACAGGUCCAAGAAUUAUAACUCUGUAAUGUAUGACAAAGAAAGUAUUGAUUGAACUGCGAAGGAAACCUGAGUGUGCGCACACACACACACACACACACACACACAUAAACAUCAUUCAUAUUCACACAAAAACACAGACAUACAAAGACUGUUUUAUGAAGAUAAAUCAGGAGUGGAGAACUUUAUUAAACAUGGACACUAACAGAAAUGAGGCUUCCAGCUCCACAUGCAGGGGUUCAGUCCCCAUCUGUCCUGUCAGUAUUGUGAAUUAAAAAUUAUUUAUACACACACACACACACACACACACACACACACGUUGAACUGAGGUUAUCAAUAAGUCACUAAUCAUGUCACAGAUCACGAGAAAACUGAGCCGUGAGACACUCAUGUGAGAAGACUGUGAGGACUGCCGGAAAUAUGUCGCCCAAAACUUCUUCUAGGUGUAAAUAUGCAAUGCCUUUUUUUGUCUUUAGUGGCAUUUUCACAAACGAAACAUAAACAUUUCUGUUUCUGUGUGACAGUACUUCAAGCUUGCUGAAGAUAAUAGUGACAGAAUAAAAAAAACAACAAAUGACUCAAAAACUGCAUCUUAGAAAACAUCAAAAAAGGAAGAAAAAAAAAACAAAGACAAUGUCAAAAACUGGACCCUUCCAUUGAUUUUUUUCUUUGGGACAAUACAUCGACUUAUCGUCCAAGGAGGAUGUUUCCAUGGAGACAAACCCCGCCUCCUGCCUUCCUUCUUUGGCCACCAUGGUCCCUGAAAAUGAUCAACUCCUGAUUUUCUGAGAGGACAUGACUGUUACUGUGGAGUCUGCACUGUCCUUUCUGUUUCCCUUCACUCUAUUUUAAAAGAAAAAAAUACAAAAAGGGACCAUGGCUGUCUUUUUUUUUCUUUUUUUUUUUUUUUUGCAGUGAUGGUUUUAUCAGGUUGUUCCAAUCCCAUCAUCCAUUUCUUCUCCUCAUUUUUGUACCAUAGUAUCCGUUUUAUUUAUUUUUGUCUUUCUAGGCAGUGUUACCUUGUAUGUUGUUAAAAAAGGCACCUCUGGAAAGUUGCUGAGGGAUGAUGACGAUGAUGAUGAUGAUGAUGAAGAUGAUGGAUGCAUUAACUGAAGUCUCUUUUUAUUCUUUUUUUUUUUUUUUUUGGAUCGUUUGCUUGUUUGUUUUCUUACCAAAACAUUCGGGCAAGAACCCAGUAGUGGACUUGCGUUGCCGUGGUAGUAUUUAUUUUGAAUUAAAUUAAAAGAAAUACAUUUCAGGGUU